AUGACGCUCAACUUGAACGAAAACGAUCAGAGGGUGAUUUUGCUAGCACAUCAAGCUACACCAGUGACUAAUUGGCUUAAGCCCGACUUCGAGAAGCUGAUGUUGCUCGGCGGUUACAAGAAUCGAGGAUCAGCUAACACCUCAUUCUGGCAAGUCAUGAAGAAGAUAAAGGAUGCGAUCCAGGAGGUUGAGUCUGGUCAAGCGAAUGGGAUCACUGCUCCCAACAGAGGCAGAAAGGUGUCUGCGCAAGCCAGUAAGACAAAUCAGCCAACGACGAAGAAGCGUGCUGCAAACGGCUCCAAGAUCGAGAACGAACCGCGAGAUGACCUCUUGAACUUUUCUGAUGUCGAGUCAAGCAUCAAGUCAAAAGUUAAGACGGAAGACAAGGAUGUCUCCCAGCAGUCGGGCAAGAAACGCAAGCCCACAAGCAACAGUGCGAAAGGUGGCAGUCGCAAAGCACGAGGACAAUCUGCGAGCAACACGUCAGCUGCGACGAGCGCUCAACGAACCUCUGUCAAUCAGGGCAACCGAAAACGUAGGGGUUCAGACGGCGGUAGUGCAGGCCUCGAGCCCGAGCGCGUGGAAGCUCACAAGAGAGCUAGGAUCGAACACGAUCUCAUCAACGAACGCCAGGCUUACGGCUUGAACAAGCGUCACGACUCUCCCAACAAUGCGCUCGAACAACCUACACCCCAGAACCCCAGCCCCAACACGCAACGUACUCUUGAUGACCUCCUCAAGGAUUACGACUCCCCCGAGACCGAACAAGAGCGUUUCAAUCGCGAACAGGCGAGCAUCGACGGUUAUGGCAUGACUGAUGAGGAAACUGAUCUGCCGGCAAUGGCCCAACUUACUGCUGGCAUGGUCACCUCCGAUGGAAUUCCAACGCAGGCGGGCGAGGCCGUUCGCAAUGAUUCGAGUCACGAUGCUGAAAUGCUCUCAUUCUGA
Messenger RNA from Dissoconium aciculare CBS 342.82, 948 nucleotides. RefSeq lists its product as uncharacterized. The coding region runs from base 1 to 948 and encodes 315 amino acids. NCBI's taxonomy places the organism in Eukaryota, Fungi, Ascomycota, Dothideomycetes, Mycosphaerellales, Dissoconiaceae. The transcript is spliced from 2 exons. The record is from RefSeq and is a predicted model, not a curated record.